Messenger RNA from Peromyscus maniculatus bairdii (prairie deer mouse), 528 nucleotides. The record is from RefSeq and is a predicted model, not a curated record. NCBI's taxonomy places the organism in Eukaryota, Metazoa, Chordata, Mammalia, Rodentia, Cricetidae.
AUGGGAGAUACCAGGUCACCACUUCGUACAACUAAUACAACUAGCGGGAGCCGCAGCCCCUUACUCGGGCCCUUCCAGCUCCGCCCUCCGGCCGCCGCCCUAAAAGAGGCGGACCGUUCCCUCUGCGUGCCUCCCAGAGCAUCCCGGAGAUUCCCGAGCUUUUCCGAUCGCUUCCCGGCCUCCCGCGGGCGGCCCGCGCGGAGGGGGGCGGCGAUUGCCGAGGGGGGCGUAGCCACGCCCCCUCGCCCCAGCCUCCUCUCGCGCGGGCGGCCCGAGUCCCCACACAUCCAGCCCUCCCCACACCGGGAGCCCGGGCCGCCCCCUUCCUCGCGCAGCCGGCGAGUGGUGAGGGAGCGCGGGACUGAAGGACCAAGGGACGGAGGGAGCGGCGCACGCGCGUGCGAGCGAGCGUGCGAGCGUGCGAGCGAGCGAGCGAGCGAGCGAGCGGCCGGCGCGAAGCCGGAGUGGAAGCCGGAGCCCGAGGCGGAGCGGGAGCCGGAGCCGAAGAAGCCUGAGUUGGAGCGGUAG